AGAUGAGUCUAUACUUCGUCACUUAUCAUGCAGAUGGCGCUCACAACUCCCUCUAUUUACUUUCAUUUUGUGAUUCUUUCUUGAGCGAUUUCUUUUCGGAUCGUUUGUUCUUAACAAAAAUAUAAUUGCUCAAGUUUUUAAGUAAUAAUUAUUGCGUUACUUUGAUAUUUCAUCGCCAUGAGUAAACGUAUACGGUCAGUAAAUUGUUGUAAUCCAUUCAAUGAGUCACAUAAAAAAGGAGUUAAAGAUUUAAGAAAAUUUCCCGACGAAGAUCGUUGGAAAUUUCCUGACUUAGAUGACACUUCAAUGUUAUGUGUGCGUUGUCGAUUCCGUGUCAAAGAAUAUAUUCCGCCGGCAUCAGAGGAAGAGAAAAUUAUUUCAAGUCAAAUUAGUGUUGAAAGUCUGAGUAUAUCAGCUGAAAUUUGUACUCAAGGAAGCAGUUUAUCUCGAACUGUCAGUAAUUUUAGCGACAAUCUAUGUGAUUACAAUGAUCAUUCUUUAGAGCGAUUUUUGAAAAUUCCUCUUAUUGAAAAAGACAGGUUAUAUUCUGAAAAAAAUUAUGGAGUAAAAAAACUUGAUGAGAGCUAUGCUGCCCUAGAGAAUAAGUUCCAAUCACAAUUUGGAAUAGUACCUGAAUCUACCUACAGAAAGAUUAAUCAAGAUCAUUGUUCCAUGAUAGCUAAAGUGAAGAAAUUAUAUAACGCUGAAAGUGACAAAUCAAUAAAAAAGAAGCUGCUUUCAAUUUUACCCGACAGUUGGGAAGUCAGUCGUAUAGCAUCUGAAUUUAACUGUUCUCGAAAAAUGUUCCAGGCAAUCAGCCGCUUAAGUUAGAUGUAAAAAAACUUGUCAUUGAUUUUUAUGAAAGCGAAGAAAACUCAAAACAAUUAGCGGGCAUGAAAGAUUUUAAAUCUGUGAAGGAUUGUGAUGGAAAUCGAACUAGGGUACAAAAAAAGUUGAUUCUUUGUAAUUUAAAAGAAUUGUACCAAAGCUUCAAAGCGCAAUAUAAUUCAGUGGCGAUCGGAUUUUCUAAAUUCGCUAGUUUGAGGCCUACUUAUUGUAUUCUUGCUGGAAGUAGUGGUACACAUGUCGUAUGUGUUUGUACUAUUCAUCAAAAUGUAAAAUUGAUGUUAGAAGGAUGUAAUUUUCCAAAAUUUGCGAAAAACACCGAUUGGGUUGUAGAAUCUCAGCCAAUUUACAAAAAUUUAUUAAAUAAAUUAGUUUGUAACAAUCCAAAAGAAUCGUGCUUUUCCAGAAUGUGCAAUAGUUGUCCAAAUAAUGAAGAAAUCGCUGAUUAUUUUCGUGUGUCGUUUAAUGAAUCUGAUGUUAAUGAAAUCCAAUAUAAAAUGUGGACAUCAACAGAUCGUUGUACUAUUGUGAAUGUUACUUCAGAUUCCGAAGACUUCAUCGAGACUUUAGUGACGCAACUUGAUAAGCUUUUGAAACAUGAUUUUAUUGCGAAAACACAAAGUCGAUUUUUUUCUGAUAGCGGGGAAUUCGCCGUAGUAUUUGACUUUGCGGAAAAUUAUGCAUUCGUUGUGCAGGAAGCAGCUCAAGGCUUUCAUUGGAAUAAUGAUCAAGCUACUAUAUUUCCAAUGGUGAUUUAUUAUAACGAAAAUGAUACUAUUAAGCAUUUGAGCUUUGUUGGUAUUUCAGAUUGUCUUAAGCACGACACAGUUUUAAUUUAUUUAUUUCAAGAGCAAAAAAAAUCAAUU
Molecule: messenger RNA, 1712 nt
Organism: Cotesia glomerata
Lineage: Eukaryota; Metazoa; Arthropoda; Insecta; Hymenoptera; Braconidae
Exons: 6
Coding region: 178-831 (217 amino acids)
Source: RefSeq, a predicted model, not a curated record